Messenger RNA from Melanaphis sacchari, 1490 nucleotides. RefSeq names its product tetraspanin-9-like. The record is from RefSeq and is a predicted model, not a curated record. The transcript is spliced from 6 exons. Lineage: Eukaryota; Metazoa; Arthropoda; Insecta; Hemiptera; Aphididae. Gene Ontology annotation, cellular component: membrane. The coding region runs from base 431 to 1150 and encodes 239 amino acids.
UUUUAUUUACUUGGCUCGCGCCAUGACCGUGGCGCUGGACAUAAUAUUAUUUAGUCUGUACUCUGUAUUGGAAAAAUAGAGGUCAAAGGCCAUAUUUGUGAUUAUCUCUCUUAAUUCCUGGAUUUAUCAAUUAAAUAGACCGUUUUUCAUUUAUAGCUUGAACUCUGAACUUUAAUUUUUUUAAAUCACUAAUUUUAUGUUGUGUAAUUUAUAACUGAUGUUCGUCUACACAGCUAUUGUAUUUCAACGUGGUCAGUACUGAACGAUUGCGUGUCGUCUCCGUUUUUUCUUAUUCCUAUGUAAUGCGUUGAUGCGCAUAAACUGCAAUAAUAGUGUAGUUAUUGCCUCUUUGAUUUUUUAGUGCUUAGGUAUACAAUAUAUUUAUACACACACAUAUUAUUGUACUCAGUCUAUCGUUUAGAAAUUAAAAAUGUCCAUCAGCACGUUUUUCAACAAGUUAUUCAGCAAGUUCGUGAUGCACUUGUUCAAUCUAUUUUGUUUCAUAUCAGGUAUCGGUAUUUUAUGGAUUGCGUACUUCAUGGACAAAAAUUUAUACAAAUGGUCCGAAUUCGUUAACUCGAAGCUGACAUCAAUGCCUGAAAUACUGGCGGCCGUUGGUAUCCUACUACUAGUCAUUGCUAUCGUCUAUACGUUCGCUGCACCCAAGAACACCAAAUAUCAAUUAACUAUGUUAUCUUUUCUGCUCAUAAUCGUCUUGAUUGGUGAAUUCGUGUUGGGUGUUGUUGUGUAUAACAUACGCAGUGACAUGGAACAAUACGCAUUGAGUCAAAUGGAAUAUACAAUCAGCACUUACAAUAAAACCGGAAGCGAAGCUUCUAGACAGUCCUGGAAUUUAUUACAAUCUGACGUCGAAUGUUGCGGAAUUAGCGGACCAAAAGAUUGGGAGUUGGUUACGCGCAGCGGUAAACUGCCUACGUCCUGUUGUUACGCCAUCCAAAUCGAUGAAUCUUGCACAGAAAGCAAUUCGUACACAACCGGCUGCUUUGAAAAGUUCAAGGACAAUCUCCAGCAUAAUAACCGAAUAAUAUUAUGGUCUGCUAUAGGAUUUGCUCUAAUUCAGAUAUUUGCUGCGUUUUUAGCAUUUUAUCACAAAUGUUCCGUUACUCGCGAAGAAUAUGAGAAAAUAUAAUAAUCAUUCAUUAUUAUUGGUACCAUUAAAUAUUUAACUUAACUUAUUCGAUUGGACAAGUCGGAGAGGCCAACUUCACAGACAUGAAUUAUUAUCCGUAUUGUGAAAUGGAAUCGCGACUUUUCAACUUUGCGAUAUGGAUAAUAAUUAAUAACCCAUCAUGUCUGAGCUGGCAAGGUUAGUUUAAUACUUAGUACCAGCACUGCACACCACUAUUUGAUAGCUAUAUGUCACUACACAAUAUAUUAUGAUGGGUUGAUGGGCAUAUGUUUAUUGGAUAUCUAAAUUAUACGUAACGAUAUUUGUUCUGUGAUUUAAAUAUAAAUAUAAAUACAGUGAA